GUUACACUACUCUGACACAGUUAUACAAUUGCCAGCUAACAUGGCGAGUUUGUGUGUGUUGGUGCUGCUUGUAGCAGCCUCAUCUGUGGUUCAGGGACACGAGAAUAUUGCAGCAGUUGUCAGUCAGAUGGGUUUGCUUGAGAAAGAAAUUAACCAGCUGAAAGUGGAAUUGAACCACUUAAAAUCUGACGUUCCAAACAAGAUGGACAUUUUGGAGUUACUGCUGAGAUCGGAUUUGACAGAGAGGAUUGUAUCUUCCUAUAUACGUAGUCAAAUAGAGUCGUUUGAGGCCACGGUAAACAGUCACGUGAUGUCCCAGAUUAAACAUCUGAAGCGUGGAUAUCAGCAGAUGAAGCGACAGACACUGAGACUCACAAGACAGUUGGGGGACACUGUGAAAGACAAAGAUGCAUGUGAACAGCAGCGAGAACAAGAAGGUGAUGAAGCGAUCUUUAUCAACUAAUACUACAACGGAAAUGUUGGAAUUCAGUGAUUGGAUUUAUAGCCUUGUCUACUACAACAACAGCCUGUACAUAAGUGGAAAGAAUAUUGGCGUCAUAUACCUGGAAAACAACGUACAGUCCAACCUGAAGACAAUGAAGUAUAGUUACAGUGUAAUGUGUUUGAUUCCGUGAUCACAUCUGUCUAAGAGAGACUCCUACACGAGACUUUGUACCCAUGUCAGGAUUCGAACCCGGGUCUUCGGAGUGACGAGCGAACGCUUUAACCACUAAGCUAACCGACCGCCCCCUGUCUUAAGAGAGACUCCUACACGAGACUUUAGCCCAUGAACAGCUAUGAAAAUUGAUAUAUUCUCACAACCAGUGACAGAUGGCCACAAGUGUUUAGACACGAGCGACCAUUACUUUCAUAAGUAUACUGUUACACAGAGUGUUUUGUACAGUUCAAUGAUGUGCACCAGGACGUAUGUUGAACACUCCAGGGGGCGCUCGUGCCUAGCUGCCUUAACACCGCUGCCACUAGUACCGAAUUACUUUUAGUCUUAGUUUGUAUCUAUGCUAUAUGUUUAUUGAAAUGUUGAGUGUAUUGUAUGUUGUGGUAUUCGUCUAGCGAAUGUCCUUCUGCUAAGUGUAUACCUCUAGGUCCUACCUGGUGGUAUUCGCCUACCGCACAAUCUCAUUAAAGUCAGAUCUUAGUUAAACGACAUGCAAACAAACAUAAACACUCAUGUAGCAAUUUUCUUUAAUGUGUCAAUAUAAAACCCGAACAGUCACUUA
Haliotis rufescens (red abalone) is the source of this 1238-nucleotide messenger RNA. RefSeq lists its product as uncharacterized. NCBI's taxonomy places the organism in Eukaryota, Metazoa, Mollusca, Gastropoda, Lepetellida, Haliotidae. Bases 41 to 463 code for a protein of 140 amino acids. The record is from RefSeq and is a predicted model, not a curated record. The transcript is spliced from 2 exons.